This is a messenger RNA of Rhagoletis pomonella (apple maggot), 6563 nucleotides long. It is a transcript of the gene Cep164, whose product is annotated as centrosomal protein of 164 kDa. NCBI's taxonomy places the organism in Eukaryota, Metazoa, Arthropoda, Insecta, Diptera, Tephritidae. The record is from RefSeq and is a predicted model, not a curated record. Gene Ontology annotation, molecular function: protein binding.
AUAUGUGAGUAAGAAUGUGCAUUUUUAUUCUUGUACCAGACAAAACCAAUGUGAAUGAAAACUGAAUGAAAACAAUAACAAAAGGGGGCAAUGUGAAGAAGAAUGAAAACCAUAUGACAGCAAUCGAAUACAACCCCCACGGGCCAUGCGCAAAGCUUUCGGCGAAAGGACAUUUUCGAAAGUGCAUGCGUACAAACACACACACAUAUAUACAUGUCGUACAUACCAUGCAGUGUAGUACUUGAAUUAGAGAAUAGCGAAAGCGGUUCAAACGUUGUAUGCACAUUUUCGAAAAAUCAGUACUGUUUAAGAAGUUAAGGAAGAACAAACGUGAUUUCUAGAAACGCAUAAAUAUUUGUUUAAGUGAAAAUUAGUUAUAGCAGUACAAAAAAUUAAGUACAAUGCGCAAAAAUAGUAAAAAUUGGGUUGAGAAAGUCGCAGUAUUUGAAAUAAUUUAAAAUAUAAAAAGUUGGUUGUAAUAAAUAGCCUCGUCUAAGGUUAAAGAAAUAAGUUAAAGAAGGUGUGUUGAGUUUUUCGGAAAAAUCAAUAAUCGCUUUUAAUCAAUAUUUAACAGCUGAAAAGGCGUAUAGGUGUUUUGAAAAAAAUAAAUAAAAGCUAAUCGUCCAAAAUUCAAACACUUUUUUUUAUUUCGUGCAAAUUCAAAUGAUAAAAAUAUAUCUCCUCCAAUAGUAGAAAUAUUCUUCAUAAAGCAUAGGUGAAAAUCUGUAUCUCGUAUAUGCAUUCAAAUGUGUGAUUUUGUUGCUGCGGUGCUGUGGGGUGGUGAGGUGAUGUAGUUGUCUCAACUCUUCCAAUCAUAACACAAUUUUAGUAAAGCCGAUCGAGCAACAACGGUGACAAUGGGCCGUAUGAAUAAAAAUAAGCAAUUGCUUUUUCUUAAUAUUUCAGACCUUUUACUCGAUUUAUUCAAACAAAAGUGAAGUAACAGGUAUGAAAUUUUAAGAAAAAGCAAUUGCUCAGUUUUUAUUCAUACGGACCAAUAACAAAGCAUGGCAAAGUGAAUCCUUCGUGUAUAAUAUAAAUACAUACACAUACAUUUAAGUAUAUACACACAUAUACAUUUUUAUUCAAGUAUAUACGUAUGCUUUUGUUGAAUUAGCAUCGAUAUUUCGUAACCGCCCAUUGUGUCCCCCCUUUUUAGGUCAGCGGUGCAUAAUCUUCCCUGCUCGCAGCGAGUCUCCCAGAUUCCAAUACACACAAUACUUAGCCAAGACAAAGGCAACAGAAAAGCAAAAGGCGGCGACAAAGACGAAAAAGGAAUAAAUGUUAAGAGCGAAAUUGCACGAAAUCAAUUCUCGAAACCAUCUCAACGACUAUAAUCUUGUGCCUGCAUAUGUACGCGUAUCUAAUUGGUGGCAUGCAGCAUCGGGUCGUUGAAGAUUGGCAGCAAACAUAAAAGUCUCAUUAUCGUCUGGAAGAGUGUAAAGCGCCAAUAAAUAACUGAAGUUACCGCAGUGAAUUCGAAUGAAGUGGAAAUUGAUUUAGUCAACGAAAUUUCGUGGGAGUUGUCACAUAAAAAAAAAAAAAACAGAAUUAUAAAUAACAGCAUGGCAACAUCAACAUCGGCGGCAUCGACGUCAGUGUCGGCGUCGGGAUCGGCAUCGGCAUCCUCAUCAACGCCAUCAACUUCCGGGAAUAUGGGUAUUGCAUCCCCAUCCACUUCGGUUAUUUGUGAAGAAAUUUUUGAUGAGACCGAACCAUCUCCUGAAGCUAUUCCGAGGAGAAAUGUGGUCACUAUUAUUACAAUACCAAAACGAAACAGUCACAAUGGGACCAUCCGCUUGACGCGGUCUAUCGUGAAUUGGUUGAACAGGCGCGUCAAAAGCAUGCAACAAUAGUAGCCACACCUGUCAUAGAUAAUUCCGACGAUGCGUCGCAACUGGACUCUGGUAUACGUAGCUUACAAGGCAAUGAUGAAUGCGACAACACCAACAACACAAAUGAAAUGUCUUCACCUGUGAGCAACGUAAAUGCAAACUGUACUGCAAGGCCGGCCGCUGUUGGCCCGUUUGGUGGUAUUGGUGCCGCUACUCCCAGCAUUUUUGGUAUAGGAUUGUCGAGUAAUUCAGGUUCGGUGUCUAAUAGCACAAGUACCAGCGGAUUUAGUGGGGGUGUGAGUCGAUUUCUGGAAUCGAGAAGCAAAAAUUUUGGACUGACUUUUCAGCCAGUAAAAGGUUCACGUUUUGAGGUAUCUAAAACAAAUCCACAAAUCUCGUUGGCUAUGAAGUUUGGCGGCGAGAGCUUUUCCUCGAAGCUAGCGGCGGCAAACAAAACCGAAACAGCUUUAGGAGCAGCGUCUGGUGGCGUAGAUAAGCGUGCUUUUGUUCUAUCAGGUACUGGUGCCAUGUUCCUAAAGUCACGAAAGCAAAUGGAAGCGGGCUUGAAUCAGGCCACUGCAGCCAUGCUUAUAAACAGCAACUCGAGUAACAACAUCAUUGUUGAAGGUGUGGCCGGUACGCCACCGGGUGUGAAGGGCAUAUUGCGUGACUCAAGCUUAACAGAUAUGCGUCGAAGAUUUGAGAAGGAGGAUCCAGAAAAUGGCGGCGCGGAGGAUAAAAAAAGUGUGCGUUUCAAUUUAGAAGAGACUAAAACACGCGGUUCCCCAGAAGAGGAGCCGAGCAGUUCGCGAAAGCUUACACAAAGCCCAGAAGCGUCAGUUUACUCAGACGACGACGAAGCGGAAGAAGAUCCUUGGGAUGAAGAUGAUGAUGAUGAAGUUGAUGCUUGUGCAGGAUAUGGCGCACUGGGCGGGGAAGGUGGAAUACUUCGUAGUCGCAAUCCAUUCUUGAUGAACGAUGAAAAACACAUCAAGGACAUACAAGUCAUAUCGGUACCAAAGGCACAAACUAUACAAAUGCUUAAAGCCCAAAGCCUUUCAAUAGAUCUGCCAGAAUGCGAUCGUACAAAACUAUCGGAGUUGGUGCGUCCACAAUGCACUGAAUCUGGUAGUCUGCCACAGCCGGCAUCUGUAGUGAGCUACCUGGAAAAACUAAAGGAUAAUUCUACAACUAUUAAGCCCUUGUACGAAGAUACAGAUUCCGAGUCGAAGGGCAGUUCAGUGAGGAGCUUUAUAAUAAAUAAAUCCGAACAAGAUUCGGUGAAUUCGAUAGUACCGGCGAGCAAUCCAUUUGAGGCGGAAGAGAGUGCACCAAAGACUAGUAGAGAAAGCGAACACGUUGAGGUUAAAACUAUGCCAGAAAAGACAGCUUUGCGUACGUUUAAAGUGGCUUCGAAGCUUGUUGGAUUCCUGAAAAAAGAUACUAAUAAGACUGAAGGGGAAAACGACAAGGAAAACGAAAUUUUGAGACAAAUGGCGGAGAGGGAAACAGUGAAGGAGGAACGUGAGCUUUUGGAAGAGCAACUUCAGAGUCAAAUAGAUGCAAUCAAGGCUGAUCACGAAGAAAAACUGAAGAGCAUUCGUCAAGAGUAUGAUUCGCGAUUGGCAGCACAUCGCCAAGAAUCGGAGCACACAUUUCAGACGAGAUUGAGUGAAUAUCGCGUGCAUUUGGAGGAAGAGUUGAAUAUGAAACGGAAAGCUGUGGUUGACGAGCACAAAGCUCAUAUGGCUACGUUACAAAAGAAUCACACCGAAAUAUUGCAAGACCUAGAACGAGACCUGAAAAGUGAAGAAGAAAUAAUUAAAAAGGAGCAUGUACGUAAACAAUCGGAAAUGCGUGAUAAACUAGCACAUGAACUAGAACUGGAACGGCAGCGCAUGCGUGAAACAGGCGAAGAUAGACUGUACGAGAAGAUGCGUUGUGAGAAGCGUUUACUGGAAGAUAAGUACCGCUGUUUGAAGGAGAAGUAUGUCCGCUUAAAAACGGAUGUCAAGUUAUCGUUAGAGCGACGAAAUCGGCGCCGUGAGGCACAGGCACUGCAUCAACAAAGCCUACACACGAACACCACUACAACGGGCUCGGAGACUGAGAGAUCCAUAUCGAACAAACCGUCGAUUGGAAACAGCGAGAAUCGUUCGCUUUCACUGUCGACCUCUUGUCAGGAGCCAGGUGGUGCUAGUGUUGGCACAGUUCCCCACUUACUGCUAGCUGGUAAGGGCGCGAAGCCGCCGGUGCCACCGAAAACACAUCUCACGCCUGUGUCAAACAGCAAGGAGCAUGGUCAGGCCGCACGGGAACGCUCAAAUGAGCGCACUCAAAUGACGGGUAUCCGCAAGCCAGGUAUCGCAUCGAAGUAUAUUAAACACUUGCAGGUGCAAGACGACACGACCACCUCGAUCAGUCAGUCAGACACAACUAUAUCCAAUAACUAUUGCAAGGGACGCUACAUUCCCGCGCCAGUUUUAAGCGACAAUGGCAACUCUGACUCAGAGGCUGCCUUCCAGUGUAAUCAAGAGAACAACAACAAUGCGCGUGGUAAUGGACAACGUAAGAAGGUAUUCUCUCGCAUGAAGUCCGCAUCCACGUCACGCCUCAACUCAGACAAUUACAAGAACGAUCGACCAUGCACGCCUGUAGAGAAUUUGCGGCACCAGCUACAGAAACUGGAAGAUUUGGAAGAUCAGUUCCCUGAAAACACACUCGACACCACAUACCAUUUGCGUUAUCCAUUUUCAGAUAUAUCAAACGAUCGCGCUGGUGCAGGAAACAGUUCGGAGCUUGAGUUCUUUAAACAUCGCAUUCACUUGGAGCGUGAUAGUGUGCGACGUGCCAAAGAAUCUUUACGCACACAACGCACUAAUUUCCGCGCACGCCAACGUGAGAUCAAACAGCGUCACAAGGCCUCUACCACGCGUCAUUCACUGGAUCAGCUCAUACAAGAGGAGAAGGAAUUGACUGAAAUGGAAGUCAACUUGCACCGCACACGCGCCUUAUUGGGCGAGAAAGUUAUACGCUUGCGGCACUUGGAACAGAGUCUUUUGCGGAUUUACGAGAAGGAAAAACCAACUAUGGAUUUACUCGGCAUGGAGCAGAAAGACGAUGCGACGCUGAGUGAUCUCUCAUCGCAUUCAAGCUCAGGCUUUAGCAGUACUGAUUUCGCUAGUGGCGGGGACACGACUAAUUUACAAAAGCGCAAGGAGACCUACCAUCAGGAAUCAACUGAGUGCAUACAAAAUCUUGAAAUUCUCAAUGCAGAGAUACGGGAAAUUCUUGACAUACUAGGAAAAAGUCAGCAACACGGAGGCAUUCCCAUGAUAUCACCCUCUGAACUAAAUUGGUCACACAUGCUUUCGGCUGGCGUAAGCACACCUACAACUCCGCAUGCUAACACGCCAAGCGCUACACUAAUGCAUGUGCCUCAAUCCAUACCAACAUUGGCCGACCGCUUGGAAACGUAUCGCCAGCUGGCCACCGGACGCAUGCAGAAUUCCAUGGGCGGUGCUAUACUCGCUGCAAACACCAUUGUAUCGCAGAGUCCACGCGCUGUAAACUACACCACCAGCCUGGUGGAGCGCACCAGAGAUCUACGUAACUGGCUACGGCAGGCUAAGACCGAGCACGAGUUGUUAACCGGCGCCGCUGGACCCAUGCAGCAUGGCAGUUUGGGAAUAUCAGCUAAUGGAAUUGGUGUGAACACGAAAACAUUGGAAAAAUAACACCUGUUCACAAAGGAAAUAUUAGUAGUUAAAGAGCGGGAAAAAUGUGAAAGGUACUUACAAGUGGUACUUAUUGGUGGAAUUAAAAAAAAACAAGAAGUUGAUCCGACUACAUACAAUAAUAAAUUAAAUUAAUUCGAAAUGAAUGACAGUUUACGGUUCUGAUUGCAAUGCUUUCCACUGAUAGCAAUGAAUCACAGCAACUACUACAACUAUUUAUGUACAUUAUAAUGUCCACUGUCAAUGAACGUGUUCGUUACAAUACUAACAGAAAUAGAGACAUAUCCUAGAUACGUGUCGCUAACUUUCUUCAAAUCAACAACAGAUUAUACGCAAGGACACAUCUUAAAUUAAUUUUCAUUUAAACUCAGCUAACCGCACCAUUAGCGCUCAUUCAAGCGCGACUUCAUUGAUUGGCAAGUUUGUUUGUUGGGUGUCCGAAGCGAGAUGCACGUGGCUUGAAAGCAAUAAUCCCCGCUGAAAUACCUUAACAAGUUGUAUAUAAAUACUCAUAUAUUGGUGCCACUACUGCAAAAAGAACAACAGUACAUAAAAACAUACAAACGUACAUGAAAAAUAAAGAAACAGUGUAUAAAAUCCAGAAAAACACAAAAAUGUGAAAACAGUCGAGGUAAAAAUAGCACUUAUAACAAAAAAAUGUAUAAAACAUACCGACAGCAGGAGCAGCAAUAAAGUGAAUGUGUUUAUUCAGCAGUCUGUACCUUAAUUGAGGCUGAUCCCGCGCAAUCAACCGCAAAUGGUUGAUCAAAAAAGCCAAAACAAGUUAAGAACAUUUAAUUAAAAAUUUCGAAGCCUAUUUUGUACCAGCACAAAGGAAACAAAAGCAAUGCUUGUGUUGGUAUCACAAAUGAGUCAAUAAACAAACACAAAGGCAAAGGCUCUUUCAUCUGCUAAGUAACAAACUAUUCGAAUACCUGUCUAAACAACAAUGUGUUACAUACAUCUUCUAUAUAUUUGCACGCAUAUAAGC